This is a messenger RNA of Ochotona princeps (American pika), 2498 nucleotides long. RefSeq names its product EWS RNA binding protein 1 (gene EWSR1). The record is from RefSeq and is a predicted model, not a curated record. NCBI's taxonomy places the organism in Eukaryota, Metazoa, Chordata, Mammalia, Lagomorpha, Ochotonidae. Gene Ontology annotation, biological process: regulation of DNA-templated transcription. Gene Ontology annotation, molecular function: transcription coregulator activity; RNA binding. The transcript has 17 exons. Bases 128 to 2140 code for a protein of 670 amino acids. Gene Ontology annotation, cellular component: nucleus.
CACCCCCGUGGCCUGGGCCCCCGAUGGUAGCGCCCGAGGUUGCCAGUUUCGCGCCUGCGCACUGCGGCGCCUAGGGGGCAAGCGAGAGGGAGACGGACGUUGAGAGAACGAGGAGGAAGGCGAGAAAAUGGCGUCCACGGAUUAUAGUACUUACAGCCAAGCUGCAGCCCAGCAGGGCUACAGUGCUUAUACCGCCCAGCCCACUCAAGGAUACGCACAGACCAGCCAGGCAUACGGGCAGCAGAGCUAUGGAACUUAUGGACAGCCCACUGAUGUCAGCUACAGCCAGGCUCAGAGCACGGCAACCUACGGGCAGACGGCCUAUGCCACCUCUUACGGACAGCCCCCCACGGGUAAGGCUGCCAGCGAGAGUUCCUGGGGGUCCCCUUGGCUAGGUUAUACUACUCCAGCUGCCCCCCAGGCAUACAGCCAGCCUGUUCAAGGGUAUGGCACUGGUGCUUAUGAUACCACCACUGCGACAGUCACCACCACCCAGGCUUCCUAUGCAGCUCAGUCUGCAUAUGGCACUCAGCCUGCUUACCCAGCCUAUGGGCAGCAGCCAGCAGCUACUGCACCUGCAAGACCACAGGAUGGCAACAAGCCAGCAGAGACUAAUCAGCCCCAAUCUAGCACUGGGGGAUACAACCAGCCCAGCCUAGGAUAUGGACAAAGUAACUACAGUUAUCCCCAGGUACCUGGGAGCUACCCAAUGCAGCCAGUCACUGCACCACCAUCCUAUCCUCCUACAAGCUACUCCUCUUCACAGCCGACUAGUUACGAUCAGAGCAGUUACUCUCAGCAGAACACCUACGGGCAGCCGAGCAGCUAUGGACAGCAGAGUAGCUAUGGCCAACAGAGCAGCUAUGGGCAGCAGCCUCCCACUAGUUACCCCCCCCAGACUGGAUCCUACAGCCAGGCUCCAAGUCAAUAUAGCCAGCAGAGCAGCAGCUACGGGCAGCAGAGUUCAUUCCGACAGGAGCACCCCAGUAGCAUGGGUGUUUAUGGGCAGGAGUCGGGAGGAUUUUCCGGACCAGGAGAGAACCGGAGCAUGAGUGGCCCUGAUAACCGGGGCAGGGGAAGAGGGGGAUUUGAUCGUGGAGGCAUGAGCAGAGGUGGGCGGGGAGGAGGACGCGGUGGAAUGGGCAGCGCUGGAGAGCGAGGUGGCUUCAAUAAGCCUGGUGGACCCAUGGAUGAAGGACCAGAUCUUGAUCUAGGCCCGCCUGUCGAUCUGGACGAAGACUCUGACAACAGUGCAGUUUAUGUGCAAGGGUUAAAUGAUAAUGUGACUGCAGAUGACCUGGCAGACUUCUUUAAGCAGUGUGGCGUUGUUAAGAUAAACAAGAGAACUGGACAACCCAUGAUCCACAUAUACCUGGAUAAGGAAACAGGAAAGCCCAAGGGGGAUGCCACAGUGUCCUAUGAAGACCCCCCAACCGCCAAGGCUGCCGUGGAAUGGUUUGAUGGGAAAGAUUUUCAAGGGAGCAAACUCAAAGUGUCUCUGGCCCGGAAGAAGCCUCCAAUGAACAGCAUGCGGGGUGGCAUGCCGCCCCGGGAGAGCCGAGGGAUGCCGCCCCCCCUCCGUGGAGGUCCAGGUGGCCCAGGAGGGCCUGGCGGGCCCAUGGGCCGCAUGGGAGGCCGUGGAGGAGACAGAGGUGGCUUCCCUCCCAGGGGACCUCGGGGCUCCCGGGGAAACCCCUCAGGAGGAGGCAAUGUCCAGCACCGAGCUGGGGACUGGCAGUGUCCCAAUCCGGGCUGUGGAAACCAGAACUUCGCCUGGAGAACAGAAUGUAACCAGUGUAAGGCCCCAAAGCCUGAAGGAUUCCUCCCUCCGCCCUUCCCACCCCCAGGUGGUGACCGUGGCAGAGGUGGCCCUGGUGGCAUGCGAGGUGGAAGAGGCGGCCUCAUGGACCGUGGUGGUCCCGGUGGAAUGUUCAGAGGGGGCCGUGGUGGAGACAGGGGGGGCUUCCGUGGUGGCCGGGGCAUGGACCGAGGCGGCUUCGGUGGAGGAAGACGAGGUGGCCCUGGGGGUCCACCUGGACCUUUGAUGGAACAGAUGGGAGGAAGAAGAGGUGGACGUGGAGGACCUGGAAAAAUGGAUAAAGGCGAGCACCGCCAGGAGCGCAGAGACCGACCCUACUAGACGCACACGCCCCCAGAGCUGCAUUGACUACCAGAUUUAUUUUUUAAGCCAGAAAUGUUUUAAAUUUAUAAUUCCAUAUUUAUAAUGUUGGCCACAACAUUAUGAUUAUUCCUUGUCUGUACUUUAGUAUUUUUCACCAUUUGUGAAGAAACAUUAAACAAGUUAAAUGGUAGUGUGCCGAGUUUUUUUUUUUUCCUUUCCUCUCUCUUACUAAAGAUCCGGUUGUUUAAGACUUAACAUUGGGAACCCCUUGUGAGCAUGCUCAGUGUCAUUGUGGAGAACCAAGAGGGCCUUGUAACUGUAACAAUGUUAAUGAUUGUGAUUUUUUUUUAAAUAAAAUUCCAAAUGUUUAUACACA